Molecule: messenger RNA, 1389 nt
Organism: Gongylonema pulchrum
Lineage: Eukaryota; Metazoa; Nematoda; Chromadorea; Rhabditida; Gongylonematidae
Source: the annotation of a GenBank genome assembly
GGCGAUCCGUAUUUAUUGUUCGCAAUGAUACUGGUCUUUUUAAUGAAUUGCUCUGAGCAACUGCUGGCGCUAAGCACCAAAAGUGAACUGGUUGAUACAAUUCGGUUUUUAGUCAAAGAGCUCUCCGUUGGAGAUGUCGAUGACUUCUUUGACCUGACCGUCCUGUUUCUCAGCCAGACGCCAUCAUCAAUCAAACAGGAUUUCCAACGCGUCCUAUUCGGUUCAAGGCGAGACGGUGAAGUGCGGGCCGAUAUUGCUCGACUGCUUGCGUUACCGAUCGAUCCGCGUGAUGUUAUUCGCAUGGGUUUCGAUGAGAACUUCAAUACUUCAGAAUCGGAGCCAAAUUUUUUCAUCAUCGAUGCUCGUUCCCAUGAUCAGUAUGCAGCUGGUCAUUUGGAUGGCUCAUACAAUCUCGAUUCUACACUUUUUGUUGAAGCCCCAGCUCAGUAUAAGUUAGCGCUGACGAGUCUGGAUGCUUAUCGUUGCACAUCUCAUCCGGAUGAGCAUAUUUUAUUCCUCGGUUCUGGGCGUGAAGAUGAUUUAUAUUUGCACAUGGUUAUUGCAAAUUUUCUGCAGCAAGGAAGAAAACAUAUUGCCUUGGUUGACGGCGGCUACAAAGCACUGCACGAGCAAUUUGGAGGGCAUUUUGAACGCUUGGAUGGGCACUAUGCCGCCCUGUGUAAAGAAUGCAAGCGCGAAUCGUCUCCAACAAUGGAAAAGGAAGCCCAGAGGAAGUCUUCCUGGAAGCUUGGUGUUGGCAAUAUUCUUGGUGCAGUAAAAGCAACCGCCCCUUCAAUCACCGAAAAAGUUCGAAAAUUACCGAAAAUCGUAUCCCGUGGUUCAGCUGUUACCGAAAUUAAUCAUGUCGAGGCGAGCCAACGGCACGGCAAGCGCUAUCGCAAUGAAAAAUCGGUGUUCACCCUCAGUGAUUCGGACUCGGAAGCUGAAAAUGUCACUGCUCUGCCAAGUCCAAAUGCCUCUGAGUUAAAAAAAUUGGAAGAUGCGCUUGAGCAGAAUGAUGUACUGGAAUAUUUCGAAGGUGUGGAAGUGUUUUCGGAGGGAGCGGCCCAUCGCACUGUGCCGUGCUAUUUAGCUUUAACGAGAACGCACAUUCAUAUUUUUCACCAGACAGAAAAGGCUGGCGAAGUAGUUUCUCGAUCACGCCAUGCAUAUGGAUCAGUGCUGCGUGUUUCAAGUAGGAAAAAAAUUCCUGAAAUGCUAACUUUCAAAUUUGGCUAUUGCACGGACGAAGAUGAAUUCAAGGUGUUGCCUACUGGCUUUACAUUCACUGUGACCGCAGUUCAUCGUUUCAUACUGCCGAGGGCUGGCGAAUGCGCGAAAUCGAUCAAAAUGAACAUUGUGACGCUGCGUCCGAGCAUUUUGGACUGA